UAUACUGUCUGUACCUAUCCAGUGUUCCUAAUAAAAUGUUCGGUAUGUAUAGUUUAUGUACAUUCAUUUUGUGAGUGAAUAAAUGUGAAUGAACAGUGUUUCCGAAUCUUGAAUCUGAGAUAUGAAGAAUAACAGCGAAAUCGGAAGGAAAACCGCUCCACGGACCUCUCCUUCUCUGUACAGUCAUACAGUCCAGUCAGCUGGAGUCUCGUGCGCACGGAGCGCUAAUCUAAAUUUACUUCAGGCGUCUCGGACCUUAAAGCUGCUGUCAUUAAACAGGGUAACUGUACAGGAAGGAGCAUGAAGCCUAACAUUUGGAAUGUGAAGGAUAUUUUGAAUAUCCCUAUGAACUCUAUGGGUGCAAAACCAGCUAAAGGAGGUGCCACCAGUGACUACUCGAGCCUGCCCGAGUCCCAGUUUCUGUUUGGAUCCCAAACCUGGCCUGAAAAUUCUCAGAGCUUUUCCCAGGAGAUAAGUGGACAGUCCAGAAGCUCUCAGCAGGCUUCACAGGAGAUAAAUGAAACAAAGGUGUCAUCCAGCUAUCACUCCAAGCCUAUGCUGUUUGUUGAUAGCAAAGGAGGCAACAUUUCAGGUGGUAGAGCCAUGGGCAUAUUAGACAGAUUUGAAGAGGAGAAGAGAAAAGCCAAAGAGAUCGAAAUUCUCAUUGGAGUCCGACAGUUGCAUGAAAGUCUGGAAAAUAUCCAGAAGACUUUUCUGAACUGUAUUGAUGGAAGCUGUGACAUAACCCGAGCAGCUGUGGCUGAAGGAAUGGAUAAUUUUAGAAAAACAUUUCAGGAUAAUUUUGCCACCAUAAAGGAGAGCGUAGCAAGUCAGACUGAACUAAUGAUGAGCCAGACCUAUAAAGAGAUGAAGGACAAUGAGGCCAAGACAUCAUUAGCUCUCAAAGAAUUGAGCUCGCUUGUUCUCAACCUCCAGCGGGAUUUGGAAUCACUGAAAUUGGAACAGAGCAAGGAGCAGAGUGUGCUUGGAGAGAUUCUGUCUCUGCUUGGCACAAUAAUGACCGCUCACUCCACUGGAGCUCAGCCAGGCCCUGUCCAGAUGAUUGACAAUACUGUUCAGACAUCACCUGGUUUGGUAGCUCAGUUCUGUGUUGUUUCCGAAGAAAAGCGUUAUUAUGAAGGCAUGAAGUUGUGCACUGAAGCCUUCAAUUACUCUAAGGAAAAAGUAGACCAGAGUAUUUGUCCUGUUAAAAAAACAUCUCCAGAGAAACUUAGCAGAGGAGCAUCUUUCCAGGUCGUAGGCUCUCAGCCUUUUCAGAUGAAGCAGCCCAUAGGAACUGAGAGGUCUGACCCUUAUGGCAGGCAGAAAUCUUACCAUCUACACUCAGUUACAACCAGUUCUCCAAGCCCUGUUGCUACUAGCACUGGCACUGCUCUUGUACAGGAUCCUAAGAAGAAUUACAUGUUUGGAGGCCCUGUGCAUAUAGAACCAGUAAAUUCUUUGAAUGAUAUGACUAAGAACAAAUCAGCAGCAUGGAUUGAGGUGCCCAGAGAGAAAAAAGUACCUAAGAGAGCACAGAGAUGUCAGACCGUCAGGAAAAAGAAGCGAGCCUUGAUUCUGCCACAGAGGCGGCCUAAUCAAGGGAUGUCUUUGAGUAAUGUGUUUGAGGAAAGUCAACACGAUGAAGACCAAGAGAACAGGGUGCCUCAAUCGGUGGUCAGUGCCUAUCAGAAAGCCACCAGAAAGCCAGCUGUUUCAGGGAUCCAUGUGCCACUGCAACAGCCGAGCACAACCAGGUUGUUGAAUUCCAGUGUAUGUGGACAGCACCUGGAACCUUGGUCAUUGUCCCAGAGCAGUAACAGCUCACAGAUGAUUGUGGAAUACCAACAAGCUGAAUGGGAGACAGUAAAGCCUGAGCAAAAAGCCAAUACUAUACAGAGGCAGAGAGUUACCUGGCAGCUCUUUGACUUCAUCAGUGACUCUGAUUAA
Hemibagrus wyckioides is the source of this 1950-nucleotide messenger RNA. RefSeq lists its product as uncharacterized. Gene Ontology annotation, biological process: DNA recombination; homologous chromosome pairing at meiosis; meiotic DNA double-strand break formation. The record is from RefSeq and is a predicted model, not a curated record. Lineage: Eukaryota; Metazoa; Chordata; Actinopteri; Siluriformes; Bagridae. The coding region runs from base 301 to 1950 and encodes 549 amino acids. Gene Ontology annotation, cellular component: condensed nuclear chromosome. The transcript has 8 exons.